Molecule: messenger RNA, 392 nt
Organism: Centruroides sculpturatus (bark scorpion)
Lineage: Eukaryota; Metazoa; Arthropoda; Arachnida; Scorpiones; Buthidae
Product: poly [ADP-ribose] polymerase 1-like
Exons: 5
Coding region: 6-260 (84 amino acids)
Molecular function (GO): NAD+ poly-ADP-ribosyltransferase activity
Source: RefSeq, a predicted model, not a curated record
GAAAUAUGUAUGAAAGAACCAGAGCUGAUUAUAUAACAAAAUUACCUCCUAAUAUGCAUAGUACCAAAGGUUGUGGUGCUACUAUUCCUGAUCCAAAACAGGUAAUUAAAAAUGAUGAUGGUUUAGUCAUUCCUGCAGGAAAGCCAGUCAAUUCAAAAAUUUCAAAUGGUGACUUGUUAUAUAAUGAAUAUAUUAUCUACGAUACUGCGCAAGUAAAUAUUAAGUAUUUAUUGAAAGUGAAAUUCAACUGGAAACGUUAAAAAAAUUUUUAUUUUUUUAAAAUUGUAUGCAAACAUAAUUGUAAAAUUACUUUAGACAACUGAUACUUCUUGCAGCUGUAUACUAUAAUUUCUCAAAUAAAGUCAUUUGUUGUCUUUUUUUAUUAAAAAAAA